CCUCGUCCCGGUCUUGUCGCUUAAAACGGUCACAGUUACAGCUUACAAAUAACAUCUGUCAAACAAAAAUCCGAUCUUUUCCGAGAAAAUCUUGCCAAACGGGAAAAAUAUGGAGUUAUGCCCUUCAAUUAAAAACAUCCUUCUUUUGGAUUCGGAGGGGAAACGAAUAGCUGUUAAGUAUUAUUCAGAUGACUGGCCAACAAACUCUGCUAAGGAAGCCUUUGAGAAAGCUGUUUUUACCAAAACCCAAAAGACUAAUGCCCGUACCGAAGCUGAGAUAACAAUGUUUGAUAACUAUGUUGUCGUGUACAAGUUCGUUCAAGACCUUCACUUUUUUGUUACUGGAGGUGAAAAUGAAAACGAGAUUAUCUUGGCCACAGUACUCCAGGGGUUUUUUGAUGCAGUUGGAAACCUCCUUAGGGGCACUGUGGACAAGAAGGAGGCACUGGAGAACUUAGAUCUUAUUUUGUUAUGCCUUGAUGAGAUUGUAGAUGGCGGUGUCGUUCUUGAAACUGAUGCAAAUGUUAUAACGGGGAAGGUUGCUAGUCACAGUAUAGAUGCUGGAGCUCCUUUGUCUGAGCAGACAAUAAGUCAAGCAUUGGCUACUGCACGUGAGCAUUUUACAAGGUCUCUCCUCAAGUAAUGCAUACGCCCGACCAAAGGAGAGAAGCCAGAGGAUAUAUCUUUUUGUAAUGCUAGUUAUACUAUACUUGAUGUGCUUAGGAUGAAAGUUUGUGUCAUUUUGGGUGCAAUGCAAUUAUCCUUAUACUUUGGAUAUAACAUUGAUGUCGUGGCAAUUUUGCUUGCUUGACAUUAGUGGGUGAUGAUGCUAUUUGGGCUGCUAACCCUACAUAAUGGCAGAAAUACAUUGCUAUGCCUUGGUCAAGGUGUAUAUCAAGUUGCUUUUUCUAUGAUUCAGAUUUUA
Molecule: messenger RNA, 925 nt
Organism: Theobroma umbraticum
Lineage: Eukaryota; Viridiplantae; Streptophyta; Magnoliopsida; Malvales; Malvaceae
Product: coatomer subunit zeta-1-like
Biological process (GO): retrograde vesicle-mediated transport, Golgi to endoplasmic reticulum; intracellular protein transport; intra-Golgi vesicle-mediated transport
Cellular component (GO): COPI vesicle coat
Source: RefSeq, a predicted model, not a curated record